AUCUCUAGAUGGAAUAGACUGCGAUUAUCACUGGCUGCUAGGAAGAGCCCUAUAGGAUAAGGAGCUUCAAAUAAUCCGACUUUUGAAAAUGUUUUGAUUAUCUAAAAAGGACCCUCAAGGAAAUAAAUCAAAAAAAAAUUUUUUUGAAAUUGUGAGACAAAAUGAACAACGUUGUGAACAAGAAAUAGAGGAUAUCAAGAAUGGUGUCAGGGCUGGAAAUAUUACACCAGAUACUUCACUUAUUAGAUUCUCAGAUGAAGCACUAGAUGAGCAAAAGCAUAGCAUCAGGAUUGCAGAUGAAAAAGUUGCCUUGGCUGUUCAAGCUUAUGAUUUGGUCUGUUGAUUCUCCUUGUGACUUCAAUAUUUAACUUAUGGACUUAUAUCUUUGAUGUUAUUCUCAGUAAAUGUGAUUUACAAUGCUUGUUGCUGUAUGAUAUUUGGCUCUUAUUGUUUUUUGUUCUGUUUUUGCCAAAUCUUUAGUUUGCAAUUGUCAUCCCUUUUCUCCUGGACAGUGCUUUACCUGACACUAUCAGAUUCUUUUAGCAUUUGCCAUCUAAGAUGUGGGCAAGAUUUUGUCUGGCGUUUGCAGAGGCACAUUAUAUUUUAAGGUCAAAAGUUGUGGGAAUUACGAUGUUCUGUCUGUAUGGUAUUAUUUUAUGGCUACUUAUGUUUCAUUAUUUCAUAAUUGGACUGAUAAUCAAUAAGUCACGGUUAA
Messenger RNA from Rubroshorea leprosula, 715 nucleotides. NCBI's taxonomy places the organism in Eukaryota, Viridiplantae, Streptophyta, Magnoliopsida, Malvales, Dipterocarpaceae. The record is from the annotation of a GenBank genome assembly.